CUAUACCGCCAGCGUUCUCGCCGUUUUCGCAAACACGCUCCCCCCCCCUGGAACUUCUCGCAUUUCCUCGAAUCCGAUCCCACCUUCGAAUACCGCGCCGACAAAAUGGAGUUCUGUGGACGCCAGAAAGUUGUUCGGCGCAAGAUGGUGCUGCUAGGAGACGGUGCUUGUGGUAAAACCUCAGCCUUGAACGUGUUCACCAGAGGUGAACCGACUGUUUUUGAGAAUUAUGUCCAUGACAUCUUCGUCGACAACGUGCACAUGGAAUUAUCGCUAUGGGAUACAGCUGGACAAGAAGAAUUCGAUCGGUUACGCGCGCUAUCCUAUGAGGAUACGCAUGUCAUAAUGCUGUGUUUCAGUGUCGACAGCCCCGAUUCGUUCGAGAAUGUGGCGAGCAAAUGGAUCGAGGAGAUCUCGGAGAACGUCCCCGGAGUGAAACUGGUUCUCACAGCCCUCAAGUGUGACUUGCGAAAAGACGAAUUCCUCAAUGAUAACCCCAAUGUUAUCUCGUACGAGCAAGGACUGGCAAAGGCAAAGGAGAUCGGAGCCGUGAAGUACCUUGAGUGCUCUGCUGUUCAAAAUCGUGGCAUCAGAGAGGCCUUUUACGAAGCCGCCAAAGUCGCCCUUGAGGUGAAGGCACAGAAUGCCAGCGUAUCGCAGAGCCGCUGUAUCAUUCAGUGAUCGCGUCUCUAUCACAUGUUGCCUUGAACCAUUUUAUAUACCCGUUGGCCUCAACAUAUUAUCCCGACAAUGCUUAUUUUCAUUACUCGUGCCCCAGAGACGCUACUACUUCACGACUCAGCAAUCAGCAUUUCAGCCUUUGCAAUUUUAUUUUAUUUUUCUUUCACUUGCUUCUAUCCCCUUCGUUGUAUAUAAGUUCGACAUCCUAGAUACACCACCAUUCUAAUGUCUUAAUUUCCCAUCUCGAGAACAAUUAUCGAGAUAGGUUUCACCUUCAGCGUGCUGAUCCAAUCACCACGCUUUAUACGGCCUCAAUUUGCUACUGCCUGUUUUAUCUAUUGCUUC
This is a messenger RNA of Aspergillus versicolor CBS 583.65, 1026 nucleotides long. It is a transcript of the gene rho3, whose product is annotated as Rho family GTPase RHO3. Bases 106 to 681 code for a protein of 191 amino acids. NCBI's taxonomy places the organism in Eukaryota, Fungi, Ascomycota, Eurotiomycetes, Eurotiales, Aspergillaceae. The transcript is spliced from 7 exons. The record is from RefSeq and is a predicted model, not a curated record. Gene Ontology annotation, biological process: small GTPase-mediated signal transduction. Gene Ontology annotation, molecular function: GTP binding; GTPase activity.